AUGGAUGACCUCAAGUUGUACGCAUCGAAGAAGUCUGACUUAAUGACUUUGCUUAAAAUUACCGACGAUUUUAGCAGAGCCAUUGGUAUGACGUUUGGAGUGGACAAAUGUGCGGUCAUAAAUGUACAAAAGGGGAAGGUUGUAGCUUCUGAGAAUCUACAGCUUACUCAGGAUGUGUCUCUCGUUUCCCUCUCGGAGAAUGAAAGCUACAAAUAUCUCGGUAUGUCGGAAGCAUUAGGUAUUCAUGACAAAGGUAUGAAACAACUGGUGAAAGAACGGUUCUUUUGCCGCCUGAAAAAAGUUCUAAAAAGUCUUUUAUCGGGUGGGAACAAGUGCCGUGCUUUUAACAGCUGGGUCAUGCCAGUCUUAGCCUACUCUUUUGGCAUACUGAGAUGGUCGCAGACAGAACUGGAUGCCUUGGAUAGAAAAGUUCGUCGAUUGCUUACAGCAUACCGGAUGCAUCAUCCACGUUCGUCUGUAAUGAGGUUAUACAUCCCGCGGAAACAUGGGGGUCGUGGCUAUUUAAAUGCCAAGACCCUGCAUAACCGCGAGGUGCACAAUCUUAGGGAAUAUUUCCUUAAGGUGAACGUGGGAAUGUAUCAGGAUGUUGUAGCAAUGGACAAAGGAGUCACGCCGCUUUCCUUGGCUACCACGAAUUGGCGAAGGUUACCGGUACUAAGUGUCUCGGACCGCAUUAGUGUAUGGAAGAGCAAGGAGUUACACGGUAGGUUCCAUCGCGCCUUAACAGGGCCUGAUGUGGACCAAUUAUCCUCCGUGGCUUGGCUGCGCUUCAGCAACCUCUUUGGGGAAACUGAAGGUUUUGUCUUUGCAAUCAUGGACGAAGUCAUCGUAACGAACAACUACCGAAAACAUAUUCUAAAGGAUGGUACGAUUGACAUUUGUCGGGCAUGUCGUCGUCCCGGUGAGUCUAUUAGACAUAUCGUUUCCGGUUGUUCUCGACUUGCGGACGGUGCAUACUUGCAUAGACACAACCAAGUGGCCAAGAUUAUCCAUCAGCAACUUGCCCUUAAAUAUGCUCUUGUGGAUACUGAGGUACCUUAUUACCAAUACCAACCUUCUCCUGUUCUGGAAAAUAGCUAUAUCACGCUCUACUGGGAUCGAUCUAUUAUUACAGAUAGGACUAUUACUGCCAAUAGACCCGAUAUAGUAAUAAUAGACCGGUCUGAGGGUUGUGUAAUGUUAGUCGAUGUCACUAUUCCACAUGACGAGAAUCUCGUGAAAGCUGAAAAAGAAAAAUUACUAAAAUACUUAGACUUGUCUCACGAGAUUACCGCCAUGUGGCGUAUGAAAUCGACUACCAUUGUUCCGAUAGUCGUAUCGAACUUCAAAGAUUGUUUGAAUUUUCACAGGGGGAAUAUUUGGACAUCUAUUACCCCUGGGGGUUUUACUUGGACUACUCGGACGGACUAA
Papilio machaon (common yellow swallowtail) is the source of this 1431-nucleotide messenger RNA. RefSeq lists its product as uncharacterized. The transcript is spliced from 2 exons. Lineage: Eukaryota; Metazoa; Arthropoda; Insecta; Lepidoptera; Papilionidae. The record is from RefSeq and is a predicted model, not a curated record. The coding region runs from base 1 to 1431 and encodes 476 amino acids.